Messenger RNA from Beta vulgaris subsp. vulgaris (sugar beet), 504 nucleotides. RefSeq lists its product as uncharacterized. NCBI's taxonomy places the organism in Eukaryota, Viridiplantae, Streptophyta, Magnoliopsida, Caryophyllales, Amaranthaceae. Bases 1 to 504 code for a protein of 167 amino acids. The transcript has a single exon. The record is from RefSeq and is a predicted model, not a curated record.
AUGAAAUCCAGUAUUGACAGAAACCAUAUGUUCCUUAUUUGUAAUGGGAUAUUGGUGAUUCUUGUUAAAAGCUCGUCAUCAGUUUCAUCAUCAACGACAACUCAAGAAAAUAGCUCAGAUUACAGUAGUAAUACAGUUCAGAAUGAUCAGUGUUUGUCCAGCAGCAGAUCAACUACUGUAGUGGUUGAGAAAAAAGAGGGGUUGUUUUCUGCUGUAACUUCAGAGCAGAAAGAUACUACUGAGGUGAAAAUUGCGCGUUUCGCGAAUGUUGAGAUGAAUGUAACAAGAUCAGAACAAUUAUUGGACUUAGAAUGUUGUCAUUUUCAUGAUGUUAAUGAUAAUGAUGAUCAUGAUGAUGGUAAUGGUGAUCAUGAUAAUGAUGAUCAAGAUGAUGAAGAGGGUGCAGAGGAAUUGAAUAAGAGGUGUGAAGAAUUUAUUAGGAGAAUGAAACAAGGGAUUAUGUCUGAAAGUAGAAAAGACUUGGGUUUAGCUAGAUUUUCUUAG